AUGGAGCAGGAGCUGAAGCUGGCCUUGAUUCCUCGGAGUGCGUUUUCCUGCUCCACCUUUCCUUCUCUCUCUCCCUGGCCACUUUCCUGCCUUUUGCUUUGCUCGAACUAGACCAGACUUGUGCUUACUCUGGCUCGGGCUCGACGCCGGGCUCUUCAGUGACGCUCGGAUCGGCAAGUAGCACGAAUGUUGCACCUGCUCCGCAUGCUCAUCGCAUUCAUGGCUGA
This is a messenger RNA of Ceraceosorus bombacis, 227 nucleotides long. The record is from the annotation of a GenBank genome assembly. Lineage: Eukaryota; Fungi; Basidiomycota; Exobasidiomycetes; Ceraceosorales; Ceraceosoraceae.